This is a messenger RNA of Prionailurus viverrinus (fishing cat), 1586 nucleotides long. It is a transcript of the gene LUZP2, whose product is annotated as leucine zipper protein 2. The transcript has 13 exons. Lineage: Eukaryota; Metazoa; Chordata; Mammalia; Carnivora; Felidae. The record is from RefSeq and is a predicted model, not a curated record. The coding region runs from base 181 to 1392 and encodes 403 amino acids.
GCUCUCUCAGUGCCUUCCUUCACGAGGCGUCCGUCCGUCCGUUUGUCCGUUUCCUCCCAUCCGCUGCUGGAGAGGGCUCAGCGCUGCCGGGGACAGAGCCGGGCACCGAGGAGCGACAGGACCCGGAGGAGGAGGGAGAGCAAAGGCAGCGAGGGAAGGAGGACCCCGGCAGGCGACAGCAUGAAAUUCAGCCCAGCGCACUACUUGCUGCCUCUCCUGCCGGCGCUGGUCCUCAGCACCAGACAGGACUAUGAAGAUCUAGAAAAGCAGCUGAAAGAAGUCUUUAAGGAGCGAAGCAACAUCCUCCAUCAGCUGACAAAGACAUCAAGAGAACUUGAUGGAAUUAAAGUCAACCUUCAGUCUUUGAAAAACGAUGAGAAAACUUCCAAAACUGAUGUUCAGAAGCUUCUGGAAAUAGGUCAGAGACAAAGAGAACAAAUGAAGUCUCUCCAGGAGGUCCUGCAAAAUCAACUUAAAGAGACAUCUGAGAAAGCAGAAAAACAACAAGCUACUAUUAAUUUUUUAAAGACUGAAAUGGAAAGAAAGAGCAAAAUGAUCCGAGAUCUCCAGAAUGAGAAUAAAAGCUUGAAGAACAAACUCUUGUCAGGAAACAAGCUGUGUGGCAUCCAUGCAGAAGAGUCAAAAAAAAUCCAAGCCCAGCUGAAAGAGCUUCGUUAUGGGAAGAAGGAUUUAUUAUUUAAGGCCCAACAACUUACUGAUCUGGAACGAAAAUUAGCUGUGGCCAAAAUUGAGCUGGAGAAAGCAGCUCUUGACCGGGACUCACAGCUGAAAGCAAUGAAAGAGACCGUCCAUCUCUGCCUGUCAACUGUGUUCCGUAAUCAACCGCCUCCCCCUUUGAGUCUAGCCAGAACAAAUCCAACUCAGAUGUCAGUUCCCCCUGGGACAAUUGACAGUAUGAUUCCUGAUGCAAGGACAAAAAUCAAGCCUCAACAAACCUUUACUGGAAGCAAUGAGAGCUCUCAAAUUGAGACAACAAAGGAAGAAAAUCUGAACACUACUGAGUGCAAUCCUCUAAGUCUUUUACAAGAGGGCAGGACCUGUUCAAUGAAGCACAAAGACAAUCCCCCAACCAAUGCUACAGUAGAGCCAGUGACUACCCCACAGAAAUUGCAAAUCCUUCCUUGUACUGAAUGUGAGGUGAAGAAAAACCCGGAAAAACAAUUGACCAACUUUGAAGGGAGGGCAACUAGAGAAGAAAAAAUACUGCUAUUUGUCCUUGCUUUUUUCUCUGAAAGAUAUAUCUAUGGGCCCGUGGCUGUGACUUCUAGCAAAGUAGAUGUGGCAUUUCUGGAUGAAUUUUGGAAUGCUGCUCGAUGUGAUAGACACAAUUCACCUGGCAUAGGUGCGUCUUUAAUUGGAAUCUACCUUUGACAUUCGCCUGGACGGAGGCAGGGCCACUUAAUUUCUUUUAGUAUUAGUUUCCAACCUCUUGGGCCUUAAAUUGUUGGACUUAAAUCAGAGAUUUUCUUCUGCAUUCUGCUGCAUUCAUUCUCCUAGUCCUAAAGCAGACACAGCUCCAGACUGUGAGGAUGGGGGCUCUGGCCUCCAUAAACCCUCACUUUCAA